AUGUCUAGAUCCAGUGCCUUCUCCCCGUUGCUUCACCCAAAGGCCAAUAUCGCGUCCAAACCGUCGGGCCGCACCUACUUCCACACCAUGCUUAACGAAGAAACCUGGAUCCUGAUCCUUAUGAACCUGCGAUUACUAAGCCCUACCUUUACCGCGCUCGCUGAGGGCCUGCUCGUGGACAGAUCUAUCGAGACAAUGAAUAAUGAUGAUGAUGAUGAUGAUGAUGAUGAUGAUGAUGAUGAUGAUGAUGAUGAUGAUGAUGAUGAUGAUGAUGAUGAUGAUGAUGAUAUGAAGCCGGAAAUCGAGGCAAUUGCGAACCAGAUGCGUCCGCCGCCGCAGACACCCCUGCAUGGCCAAUUCAUGCCGGGGUUCUAG
Messenger RNA from Penicillium vulpinum, 375 nucleotides. RefSeq lists its product as uncharacterized. The record is from RefSeq and is a predicted model, not a curated record. The coding region runs from base 1 to 375 and encodes 124 amino acids. NCBI's taxonomy places the organism in Eukaryota, Fungi, Ascomycota, Eurotiomycetes, Eurotiales, Aspergillaceae. The transcript is spliced from 3 exons.